Molecule: messenger RNA, 771 nt
Organism: Botrytis sinoallii
Lineage: Eukaryota; Fungi; Ascomycota; Leotiomycetes; Helotiales; Sclerotiniaceae
Exons: 5
Coding region: 1-771 (256 amino acids)
Biological process (GO): translation
Cellular component (GO): ribosome; cytosol
Molecular function (GO): structural constituent of ribosome
Source: RefSeq, a predicted model, not a curated record
AUGGCUGUCGGAAAGAAUAAGCGUCUCUCUAAGGGCAAGAAGGGUUUGAAGAAGAAGACCUUGGAUCCCUUCACCCGUAAAGAUUGGUACCAAAUCAAGGCACCAUCUUCAUUCCAAAUCAGAGAUGUCGGAAAGACCCUUGUCAACAGAACCACCGGUCUCAAGAACGCCAACGACUCGUUGAAGGGAAGAAUCGUCGAGGUUUCUUUGGCCGAUUUGCAAAAGGAUGAGGACCACGCUUUCCGCAAGGUUAAGCUCCGUGUCGAUGAGGUUCAAGGAAAGAACUGCUUGACCAACUUCCACGGUCUCGACUUCACAUCAGACAAGCUCAGAUCUCUCGUCAGAAAGUGGCAAUCCUUGAUCGAGGCCAACAUCACCGUCAAGACCACCGACGACUACCUCCUCCGUCUCUUCGCCAUUGCUUUCACCAAGCGCAGACCUAACCAAAUCAAGAAGACCACAUACGCUGCUUCUUCCCAAAUCAGAGCCAUCCGCAAGAAGAUGACCGAGAUUAUUCAACGUGAGGCCAGCACUUGCACCCUCACUCAACUCACCGCCAAGCUCAUCCCAGAGGUUAUCGGUCGUGAGAUUGAGAAGGCAACCCAAGGCAUCUACCCAUUACAAAACGUUCACAUCAGAAAAGUCAAGCUUUUGAAGGCACCCAAGUUCGACCUUGGUGCUCUUCUUAACCUCCACGGCGAGUCAAACACAGAUGAGCAGGGUCAAAAGGUUGAGAGGGAAUUCAAGGAGAAGGUGUUGGAGGAAGUAUAA